AUGCCUGGACCUCUCAGAACAGAUGCGUCCCCUACGGAGAGGCCUGUGUCACGGGACUCGCCGGAACGGGGAAAGAAGCGUGCAAGGACACAGUCGAUGCCGCCACCAGUGUUGCCCAAGCUAGUUACUGAGCAACAUGUACCCAUCCCGACCACCGACAAAGACUCGCAGCGCCUGAUUGUCAUCCUGUGCAAUGCCACCCUCGAGACAUACAAGGCAUCCCACGGCUCUGGAAGGGGCCCUGGCGCCCGCGAAGACAAGUACAACCUCCUCAACAGCGACGACCACAUUGGUGUCAUGAGGAAAAUGGGGCGUGACAUCGGCGAGGCCAGGCCGGACAUCACACACCAAUGUCUACUCACUCUGCUCGACUCGCCCAUCAACAAAGCGGGCAAGCUUCAGAUAUAUAUUCAGACGUCAAAAAACGUGCUCAUCCGAGUGAGCCCGACGGUGCGCAUUCCACGAACCUUCAAGCGAUUCGCAGGUCUCAUGGUGCAACUCCUCCACCGACACCAAAUUCGCUCCACGACGUCACAAGAGAAGCUCAUCGAGGUAAUAAAGAACCCCAUCACCGACCACCUUCCACCCAACUGCCGCAAAGUCACGCUCAGCUUCGACUCGGAAGUGGUGCGUGUCAGUGACUAUAUUGCUGGUCUCGGGCAGGAUGAGAGCAUUGCAGUCUUUGUUGGUGCCAUGGCCAAGGGCAACGAUGACUUUGCAGACCACAUCAAGGAUGACAGCAUUGCCAUCAGUAACUACAACCUCAGUGCCAGCGUCGCAUGCAGCAAGUUCUGUCAUGCAGCCGAAGAUGUUUGGAACAUCUUCUAG
Molecule: messenger RNA, 828 nt
Organism: Plenodomus lingam JN3
Lineage: Eukaryota; Fungi; Ascomycota; Dothideomycetes; Pleosporales; Leptosphaeriaceae
Gene: EMG1
Product: 18S rRNA pseudouridine methyltransferase
Biological process (GO): rRNA base methylation
Cellular component (GO): nucleolus; small-subunit processome
Molecular function (GO): rRNA binding; rRNA (pseudouridine) methyltransferase activity
Source: RefSeq, a predicted model, not a curated record